This is a messenger RNA of Oreochromis niloticus (Nile tilapia), 2058 nucleotides long. It is a transcript of the gene clp1, whose product is annotated as cleavage factor polyribonucleotide kinase subunit 1. NCBI's taxonomy places the organism in Eukaryota, Metazoa, Chordata, Actinopteri, Cichliformes, Cichlidae. The record is from RefSeq and is a predicted model, not a curated record. The transcript has 6 exons. Gene Ontology annotation, cellular component: mRNA cleavage factor complex; nucleus. The coding region runs from base 222 to 1547 and encodes 441 amino acids. Gene Ontology annotation, molecular function: polynucleotide 5'-hydroxyl-kinase activity. Gene Ontology annotation, biological process: mRNA 3'-end processing; tRNA splicing, via endonucleolytic cleavage and ligation.
UAAGCAAGGAUAGCAGACACACAAAAAGGAUUCAAAGUCUUCCGUUUUUGGCAAACGAACAUUUUGUUUUAAUAGUUGCCAGGAUGUGACGUCAUUAUCACGCGACCAGACACUUCAACGGUUCCUCAUGAGCACGGGACCGAUUUCUUUCUACAACAAGUCUUGAAAUUGCAUGCUACUUCUGCCAAGUUAUUGCAACCUGAAGUUUCUUGUUGACAGUCAUGGCAACAGAGGGGGUGGAAAAGACGAGUGAAGAUGCUCCAGCAGCUGGAAAGGCCAGCACCAGGUAUGACCUGGAAAAGGAGACUGAACUUCGCUUUGAGGUGGAGUCGGGGGAAGCAGCUGAACAAGUUGAACUGGAGCUCCUCACAGGAAUGGCUGAGGUGUUUGGCUCCGAGCUAAACCGAAACAAAAAGUAUACAUUUGGACCAGGCUCCAAGAUUGCGGUUUUCACUUGGCAAGGCUGCAGUGUGAAUCUUUAUGGGAAGCCAGAGGUUGCUUAUGUGUCCAAGGAUACACCCAUGCUGCUCUACCUAAACACACAUGCAGCCCUUGAACAGAUGAGAAAACAAGCAGAGCGUGACAAUGAGAGAGGACCAAGGGUGAUGGUGGUGGGACCGACAGAUGUUGGGAAGUCAACGGUGUGUCGGAUGCUUCUCAGCUAUGCUGUGAGGGUUGGAAGGAGGCCAACAUUCGUGGAACUGGAUGUUGGACAGAGCGGGGUGUCUGUACCCGGCACAGUGUCAGCGCUCUGCAUCGAGCGUCCAGCGGAUGUGGAGGAGGGUUUCUCAGUCCAGGCUCCUUUGGUGUACCACUUUGGCUCUACUAGUCCAGGGACCAACAUCAAACUUUACAACAAGCUGACAUCGUGCCUGGCUGAGGUGUUUUCCCAGCGCUGUGAAGUGAACAGGAAAGCCAGCGUAGGAGGCUGCAUCAUCAACACCUGUGGCUGGGUGAAGGGCUCUGGAUACCAGGCUCUGGUCCACUGUGCGUCAACCUUUCAGGUGGAUGUGGUUCUGGUGUUGGACCAUGAAAGGCUCUACAAUGAACUCAAAAGAGACCUCCCUCACUUUGUGCGGGUUGUGCUCCUACCCAAGUCCGGGGGAGUCGUGGAACGCUCCAAGGAGUGUCGGCGGGAUACUCGGGAUGAGAAGAUCCGCGAGUAUUUCUACGGCUUCCGUGGAGUCACUUUCUACCCCUUUUCUUACGAAGUGCGUUUCUCAGACGUUCGCAUCUACAAAAUCGGCGCUCCAUCCAUCCCGGACUCAUGCCUGCCACUGGGAAUGUCCCAGGAUGACACACAGCUAAAGCUGGUGCCUGUUACUCCAGGAAGAGACCUCACAUACCAUGUCCUAAGCGUGAGCAGCGCUGAGGAUGGAGAUGAAGGUGCCAGAAAGGGCAUAGUGGAGAGUCCGGUGUGUGGCUUUAUUGUGGUGACUCAUGUAGAUACUCAGGCACAGGUGAUGAAGGUGCUCUCCCCAGCACCUAGACCCCUGCCCAGGCAUACUCUGCUCAUCAUGGACAUUCGCUUCAUGGAUAUGAAAUGAAGCAGGCCCUCAGAGGAGAGGACUUGGAGGGAAGACGUCCUGCUGGGUUACCUUUUUAUUUUAAGGAUAUCUUGUUUGUACUUUACAGAGAAAACUAUUUAAGUGUUGAAAUUCAGAAUGCACCAGUUUUUUGGGGGGGGGUUGAUGUUAAUCCAGUUUUUAGCCUGUUUCAUACAUUUUAUGAUUUAAUUUCUACUUACUCAACAAUAAGAUGAUAGAAGCAGUUUUUUAUACUGAAGAUUUUUGGUUUAAUGGCACAGAAGAUGGAAUUAAAUAAGACAAAACAUUACUCUCCACACCAACCAUUGGCCAAUUUGUUAUGUUAAUUAUCAAUUUUAGCAUCAGCUGGGAAUUGGUGCAUCCCUAAUAGAAAUUGAAAGCAGCUGUAAAUUCUAGACCACACUGUCUGUAGAAAAGGAUGUUUUAUCAAAGCAACGAAAAAAUACUUUUCUUCAUAAUCUGUUUCAUAAAGAUUUUUUCCUCUUGAGUAAUAAAUUUUUAAAUGUAAAAA